Molecule: messenger RNA, 609 nt
Organism: Diutina rugosa
Lineage: Eukaryota; Fungi; Ascomycota; Pichiomycetes; Serinales; Debaryomycetaceae
Gene: YSA1
Product: ADP-ribose diphosphatase
Exons: 1
Coding region: 1-609 (202 amino acids)
Biological process (GO): ribose phosphate metabolic process; nucleoside phosphate metabolic process
Cellular component (GO): nucleus
Molecular function (GO): ADP-ribose diphosphatase activity
Source: RefSeq, a predicted model, not a curated record
AUGCUGAGACCAAACCCUUUUAACGCUAAGGUUACCAAUGUUGAGCCAUUGAGCCAGGGCAAGUGGAUUCAAACUCGCAAAAUAGACUACAUUGAUGCUGCCGGCAACCCUCGAGUCUGGGAAAUGGCGGUGAGAACCACCCAGCCCGAACUGGGAGUCGAUGCCGUGCUGGUGUUUCUGUUACUCAAAGGUGAUGGUCCUGCAAGAGUAGUUCUUGUCAAGCAGUUCCGGCCUCCCGCUAACAAAGUGAUGAUCGAAAUGCCCGCGGGGCUCGUCGAUCCCAAUGAAAAGGUGGAAGUUACUGCUGAACGGGAACUUUACGAAGAAACUGGCUAUCGUGGCAAGUGUAUCCGGGUCACUCCCAUGAUGUUUGCUGACCCGGGACUUGCUAACGCCACCAUGGUUAUGGCGCAAGUUGAAGUUGAUCUCACCAAACCCGAAAACCAAAACCCUCAACAAAAAUUGGAUGAUGGCGAAUAUAUUGACGUGUUCACGGUGCUGGUGAACAACUUCCGUCAUGAAUUGGACAAGUUGAUUGCUGAAGGUUGCGCUGUCGAUGCCAAACUUUACCACUUUGCCCUCGGCUUAGAAAUGGGGCCUACGUUAUGA